Rattus rattus (black rat) is the source of this 5431-nucleotide messenger RNA. RefSeq names its product hyperpolarization activated cyclic nucleotide gated potassium channel 1 (gene Hcn1). The record is from RefSeq and is a predicted model, not a curated record. The transcript is spliced from 8 exons. Gene Ontology annotation, molecular function: voltage-gated potassium channel activity. NCBI's taxonomy places the organism in Eukaryota, Metazoa, Chordata, Mammalia, Rodentia, Muridae. The coding region runs from base 83 to 2785 and encodes 900 amino acids. Gene Ontology annotation, cellular component: membrane. Gene Ontology annotation, biological process: transmembrane transport; potassium ion transport.
AGCCGGCUCCGGCCCCUGCCCCUUGGCCUCGAGCCCCCGGCGAGUCUGGAGCCCUCGCCGUCGCCGGUCGCGUCCUUCGGGCAUGGAAGGCGGCGGCAAACCCAACUCCGCUUCCAACAGCCGCGACGAUGGCAACAGCGUCUUCCCCUCCAAGGCGCCCGCGACGGGGCCGGCGGCGGCCGACAAGCGCCUGGGGACCCCGCCGGGGGGCGGCGCGGCCGGGAAGGAACACGGCAACUCCGUGUGCUUCAAGGUGGACGGCGGCGGAGGAGAGGAGCCGGCGGGCAGCUUCGAGGAUGCCGAGGGGCCCCGGCGACAGUACGGUUUCAUGCAGAGGCAGUUCACCUCCAUGCUGCAGCCUGGGGUCAACAAAUUCUCCCUCCGCAUGUUCGGGAGCCAGAAGGCGGUGGAGAAGGAGCAGGAAAGGGUUAAAACUGCAGGCUUCUGGAUUAUCCAUCCGUACAGUGACUUCAGGUUUUAUUGGGAUUUAAUAAUGCUUAUAAUGAUGGUUGGAAAUUUGGUCAUCAUACCAGUUGGAAUCACAUUCUUCACAGAGCAAACAACAACACCGUGGAUUAUUUUCAAUGUGGCAUCAGAUACAGUUUUCCUGUUGGACCUAAUCAUGAAUUUUAGGACUGGGACUGUCAACGAAGACAGCUCUGAAAUCAUCCUGGACCCUAAAGUAAUCAAGAUGAAUUAUUUAAAAAGCUGGUUCGUGGUGGACUUCAUCUCCUCGAUCCCGGUGGAUUAUAUCUUUCUUAUUGUAGAGAAAGGGAUGGAUUCGGAAGUUUACAAGACCGCCAGAGCACUUCGGAUCGUGAGGUUUACAAAAAUUCUCAGUCUCUUGCGUUUAUUACGCCUUUCAAGGUUAAUUAGAUACAUACACCAGUGGGAAGAGAUAUUCCACAUGACAUAUGAUCUCGCCAGUGCAGUGGUGAGAAUCUUCAACCUCAUUGGCAUGAUGCUGCUCCUGUGUCACUGGGAUGGCUGUCUUCAGUUUCUGGUCCCCCUGCUGCAGGACUUCCCACCGGAUUGCUGGGUUUCUCUAAAUGAAAUGGUUAAUGAUUCGUGGGGCAAACAGUAUUCCUACGCACUCUUCAAAGCUAUGAGUCACAUGCUGUGCAUUGGUUAUGGCGCCCAGGCCCCCGUCAGCAUGUCCGACCUUUGGAUUACCAUGCUGAGCAUGAUUGUUGGGGCCACCUGCUAUGCCAUGUUUGUCGGCCACGCCACAGCUUUGAUCCAGUCUCUGGAUUCUUCAAGGAGGCAGUAUCAAGAGAAGUACAAGCAAGUAGAGCAAUACAUGUCAUUCCACAAGUUACCAGCUGACAUGCGCCAGAAGAUACAUGAUUACUAUGAGCAUCGAUACCAAGGCAAGAUCUUCGAUGAGGAAAAUAUUCUCAGUGAACUUAAUGAUCCUCUGAGAGAGGAAAUAGUCAACUUCAACUGCCGAAAACUGGUGGCCACGAUGCCUCUCUUUGCUAACGCGGAUCCCAAUUUCGUGACGGCCAUGCUGAGCAAGCUGAGAUUUGAGGUGUUCCAGCCCGGAGACUAUAUCAUUCGAGAAGGAGCUGUGGGGAAGAAAAUGUAUUUCAUCCAGCAUGGUGUGGCUGGUGUCAUCACCAAGUCCAGUAAGGAAAUGAAGUUGACAGACGGCUCUUACUUUGGAGAGAUAUGCCUGCUGACCAAGGGCCGGCGCACUGCCAGUGUUCGGGCUGAUACAUACUGUCGCCUUUACUCCCUUUCGGUGGACAAUUUCAACGAGGUCUUGGAGGAAUAUCCAAUGAUGAGAAGAGCCUUUGAGACAGUUGCUAUUGACCGACUAGAUCGGAUAGGCAAGAAAAACUCUAUUCUCCUGCAGAAGUUCCAGAAGGAUCUGAACACUGGUGUUUUCAACAACCAGGAGAAUGAGAUCCUGAAGCAGAUUGUGAAGCAUGACAGAGAGAUGGUACAAGCGAUCCCUCCAAUCAACUAUCCUCAAAUGACAGCCCUGAAUUGCACAUCUUCAACCACCACCCCAACGUCGCGCAUGAGGACCCAGUCUCCACCAGUCUACACAGCGACCAGCCUCUCUCACAGCAACCUGCACUCACCCAGCCCCAGCACACAGACGCCUCAACCCUCAGCCAUCCUUUCACCCUGCUCCUACACCACAGCAGUCUGCAGUCCUCCUAUACAGAGCCCCCUGGCCACGCGAACUUUCCAUUAUGCCUCUCCCACUGCAUCCCAAUUAUCACUCAUGCAGCAGCCUCAGCCGCAGCUACAGCAAUCCCAGGUACAGCAGACUCAGCCGCAGCCUCAGCCGCAGCAGCCGCAGCAGCAGCAGCAGCAGCAACAACAGCAGCAACAGCAGCAGCAGCAGCAACAACAGCAGCAACAACCACAGACACCUGGUAGUUCCACACCGAAAAAUGAAGUGCACAAGAGCACUCAAGCUCUCCAUAACACCAACCUGACCAGAGAAGUCAGGCCCCUCUCUGCCUCGCAGCCUUCGCUGCCCCAUGAGGUCUCCACUAUGAUCUCCAGACCUCAUCCCACUGUGGGCGAGUCCCUGGCCUCCAUCCCUCAACCCGUGGCAACAGUCCACAGCACUGGCCUUCAGGCAGGGAGCAGGAGCACCGUGCCACAGCGUGUCACCUUGUUCAGACAGAUGUCCUCGGGAGCCAUUCCCCCCAACCGAGGAGUGCCUCCAGCACCCCCGCCACCAGCAGCUGUGCAGAGAGAGUCUCCCUCAGUCUUAAAUAAAGACCCAGAUGCAGAAAAACCACGUUUUGCUUCGAAUUUAUGAUUCUUGCUGAUUGUCAAAGCAGAAAAGAAAUACUCUAAUAAACAGAAUAUUCUCAGAUAUUAUUUUAUUCUAUCUAAUGAUAGAGCCCUAUAGCCUACUCUAAAAAGAUAUUUUAGAAGCUCUGGCGUACAUGCAAAUGUAAAAACAUAUAUACAUAUAUUAUUAAAUAUAUAUAUAUCUAAAUGCCCAAGAGAAGUUCAAAAGACUUGUAUAACAUUCAGUGUUAUGUUUUCCUUUCUUUAAAACCAUUAAAGGAUUUAACACGUUGUUGUAAGAUCAUUGAUUUCUAACCUUUUACUUAAUUCCUUUGUUAUAUGUGUUUCUCCCUUUUAUGAAGAGUUCUUGAAGUCAUUGGAAACAAAACUCUGAUUUUAAAAAAAAAAGGCAACUCCAAUUAGUUUCAGCAUAGCACCAAUCAAAGCUUUCUUUCAUUAACUGUGCCUCUGCAUCUAGGUUGUUAAUUAUGCGGGAUUCAAUAAAGAAAUCCCAGUUUAUAGCUCUAAAUUGUAUUUUGGUGCUUUAAAUUUUGAGUUAGGUGAAGGAACACACUACACGCUCAGCCACCAUAGGAGACUAACAUUGCCACUGUUAAGGCUUCCUCUAACCUCAAACAUGUUCGUUGAUUUUGUGAGAAAGGUGAGGAGAUAUUUGUCUUCAUGUGUUAUUGGACUUUUACCAAGAUUCAGUCAAUGUUAGCUGUAAAUAACUUUUCCAACCUGAAUAAAAGUAACUAUUCUGUGUUGUAUAAAGGUAAAAGUCACUGUUUAAGAAUUUAGUUUUAUUGCUUCACUUCAAAAGUUAGAGUUUUAAAAUUUCACAAAACAUAAUAAUUGUGACAACUGUUCAAAUGUAAUGCAAUUGCUUGAGACCUACAAUAUCAUUUAAACCUGCAAUAUUUUAUGCAAAAAUUGUAUGCUUGAACCUACAAAUUGCUUGUAUUACACCAAAAAUCAUUACUUUUAUUCCUUCUUGACAUAAUCAAGCAUCUGAACCUAGUCCUGGCAUGCUUUUGGGGAAAAAAAUAAAACAAAAAAACAAAAGUAGAAUCAAGCCAAUCAUUGUAAGAAAAGGCUUACAGUAUUCCUCACUUCUAGAAGAGUAUAACAAUUCCUUAACUGCCUCUCUUAAAAUUCUUAAAAGGCUGACUUGGAUCUCUGACUUAAAUCUAGAAGUGAGGUUUUCACUUUCCUUUGAUACUGCCGCUGUUCUUAUCAUUUAAACAAUUAUUUGCAAAUCACGGCUUGCUUUGGAGUUAAAUGUAUUCUGUGUCUUCAUGUUAGUUGGUAGUUUAAUGUGAUGUUAAUGUGAAGAAAUAAAUCUAUCAUCACGUCUGUUCGGGAGUACACAUUUUGCCCUAUGUAUAUUGUAACUAAGCAGUUAGUAAAUGUUAAGGCAUGUGGUAACCUACAUAGUCCUUAGAUAGACAGGAGGUUUGUUCUUCCAAAUGUGCUGAAACUUCUGUGGACUCAGCGACAGGAAGCAGAGGGAGUUGAGUUGUCUGUAAGCACUGUCUUCUUUGUUCACUUGUUUCCUUCUUUCCGUGAGCAUCCUGAUGCCUCUUGUAGAGAAGUCCCUUAGCAAUCAAUCAUGUGUGUUUACUGCACCUCACACAUGUGGUGGAUGAGUGGAACACAACGACAAGAUUUCUAGUGCCUGACUUCUAUAAAUAACUCAAGAGAGUGGCCUGACAAUGGAAGCCUUUGGCAUUACAGGCACAGAGGAUCUAUUAAGAACUUAAAGACCAUACAUUCUAUUGGGACAGGGACUCCAGGUAGACUUGAGGACCGAGAACAAAAGUAGGAGCAAGAGGUUUAAAGUGCAUCUACAUUGCCUUUUAUGGAACUAAUACCUAUGAAACCAAAAUGAGUCGUUACACUUAAUUGCCAACAGACCCCACCUCGUGUGAAAUAAUCAGCAAUGCUAGGCAAUGUGAUAUUAUUGAUUACUGGCAUGCUGGUGACCAGUGACAGCCUGUUGAGAAUGAUGUAAGAGAGAGAUGGCUCAGCCUGCCCAGAAUCCUUGGAAAGGUGCAAGACCUUUCACGCAUCAGUACAAAACUUCUUUAUUUUAUUAAAAUACAAAAAUUAGCUUCUUGUUAAGAUCAUGCACUCAUCCUUUAAAUUAUUAAAGGUUUACAUUUGGCAGGAUUAAUGUGUUUGGUAGUAAAAUAUUUUUAUAUAUCAAUUUUUGAGCACUACUGGAAAACAUCAGCAAAAUUGAAUUGCAUGGUCAUUCAGUGCAACCAUAAAAUUUUUAUUCACUUUGUACUAGAAUGGACAAAGAACACGAAGGUUUAUAUGUUAAAGUAACAAAAUGAUACAGGGUAAAUUAUAUACACAUAUGUAUGAAUGUAUAUAUCUAUAUAUUUAGAUUAAGGAGAAAGUCAUUGACAUUCCUGUAAUAUAAAGGUACAGGGUGAGGUAACCAUGACCUUUUUCCUCUGUACAUAGUUAAGCUCAAGUAUGGAGUUUUAAUCUGUACAGAAAGAAUUGUAUUAUGGUCUUUUGCUGCUGAGAAAAUAGGACAAUAGCUGAUACUUUUCACUGUAUGACCAGGGAAGAAUUAGAGUAUUUCUUUUGUCUUUGCUCAAAGCCAUACAUAUAUAAAUAUAUAUUAAGAUUAUUAAUAAAUCCAAAAGAAAAUAAA